Aspergillus steynii IBT 23096 is the source of this 1434-nucleotide messenger RNA. Its product is annotated as aldehyde dehydrogenase. NCBI's taxonomy places the organism in Eukaryota, Fungi, Ascomycota, Eurotiomycetes, Eurotiales, Aspergillaceae. The transcript is spliced from 3 exons. The record is from RefSeq and is a predicted model, not a curated record. Gene Ontology annotation, molecular function: oxidoreductase activity, acting on the aldehyde or oxo group of donors, NAD or NADP as acceptor. Bases 1 to 1434 code for a protein of 477 amino acids.
AUGGCCUCAACACGACAAGAGCUAAUCGCCCCGAACGGACGAAAAAUUUCUCUCAACACUGGCCUGUUCAUUGGCAACGAAUGGGUUCGCGCCGCUGAAGGCGGGCUCAUCGAAAGCAUAAACCCAGCUAAUGAGACGGUGAUCACAUCGGUGCAGGCUGCUACUGAAGCCGAUGUUUAUAUCGCAGUGCGAACAGCCAAAGCCGCACUCAAGCAUCCCAGCUGGGCAGAUCUUCACCCUUCAAGCCGGGGAUCUCUACUCCGAAGACUCAGUGACUUGGUAGAAGAGCACAGUGUCGACCUCGCGACUCUGGAAGCAUGGGACAGCGGAAAACCGUACUCGGUCGCUUUGAAUGAAGACGUCGCUGAAGUAAUUACUUGUCUACGCUACUUUGCAGGGUGGGCGGAUAAAGCACACGGGCAGGUCAUUGACGGCGGCGCUUCGAAAUUCGCGUAUACCAUUCGCGAGCCAUUCGGUUGUGGAAACACGGUGAUCCUCAAACCAUCGGAGCUAACGCCACUUGCGAUUCUCUAUCUUGCCGAUCUCAUCAAGGUCGCUGGCUUCCCUCCUGGUGUCGUUAAUAUCCUAAACGGACACGGCCGAGAAGCAGGCGCUGCGAUCGCGAAACACCCGGAUAUCGCAAAAAUUGCGUUCACGGGCAGCACGUCUACAGGCCGCGAGAUAAUGAAGAUGGCAGCUUCGAAUCUAAAAGCCAUCACGCUGGAGACGGGCGGGAAGUCGCCUUUGCUUGUGUUCAAGGACGCCGACAUGGAACAGGCUGUGAAAUGGGCACAUACCGGGAUCAUGAGCAAUCAAGGCCAAAUCUGCUCCGGGACUAGUCGCAUCCUGGUCGAAAAGGAUGUUUAUGAGUCGUUCAUUGAAGCCUUUAAAAGUUUUACGCAAGCCACUAGCAAAGUGGGUGAUCCGUUUGCCGAAACAACGUUCCAAGGGCCACAGAUCUCGAAAUCGCAAUAUGACCGAAUUCGUGCAUACAUCGAUUCGGGCAUUAAGCAAGGCGCUCGGCUGGUAUUGGGGGAAUCCUCUAGCCGAGAUCACGGCGGAAAGGGGUUUUUUAUCGAGCCGACGAUUUUCUGUGACGUGUCUCCGGACAUGGAUAUUUACCGAGAAGAGAUAUUUGGUCCGGUCGUCGUCAUUUCACCAUUUGAGACGGAAGAGGAUGCCAUUGAGAAAGCUAAUGAUUCUCCAUAUGGGCUGGCAGCUUCUGUGUUUUCUCAAAAUAUUACCAGGUGCCAUCGUUUGGCGAAAAAGAUCGAAAGUGGAACUGUCUGGAUCAACAGCAGCAAUGACAGUGACUCGUUGACGCCAUUUGGUGGAAUGAAACAAAGCGGCAUUGGUCGCGAACUUGGUCAAGCUGGAAUGGAGGCGUACUCUGUUAUCAAAUCGGUGCAUGUGAACCUGGAGGCAAAGCUAUAG